AUGUUGAUAAAACAAGAUAUAGUGAUAAAGAAGAAACAGUGUACGUUAGAGAUACCGGAAAGACGUAGAAGAGCACAAUGUUUUGAUAUGAAAAAUAAAUGGUUACACAGUCCCGUACCGGAAAGAACCGAAAAGCGAAUAAAAUAUGAUAUGAUAAAAUUGAUUAUGAAGAAUAAUAGCGCAGAUGAACUUACAGCUGACGAAUAUACUCCAGGGACUAUCGGAUACUCCGAGGAGGAGAACAUUCUAAACAUCUAUUUCAAUCAGCAGCUAUCUCCUGGAAAUUACUCCCUGUUCAUCUCAUACGAGAUAAAUAUUAAUAAAGGCAUAGAAGAAGCACCUGUCAUAUUGCGCAUGGUACGACAUAUUAUGGGCAACAUGUUUCAAGUGAUUAUUCAGAAAGUUUUGACUACGUACUACUAUGAAUCUCUGAAUCCUACUUAUUUAUGGGAUAUGAUGCAAAUUCACAUGUCAUGUGGACUACUGGACAUACUCUUUCAUCCAGAAGUAUGUAACUAUACCAUAAAAGAUAUAAUGGAGAACUGGAUAACAACAAAUAAUUAUCCUAUUGUACACGUUCAUCGAAAUGCAAGCAAGCUGUUCAUAUUUCAAUCUGAAGAGGUAUUUUACAAUGAUAAUGAAGGCAAAGCGCUACCUGGUCACUGGUUACCUAUCACUUUCACUACAUGGGAAGAGUUAGAUUUCAAUAACACAGCCCCCCAUUAUUGGAUAACUCCAAAGAAUAGCAAUGGAAUAUCUGUCCAACUUACUGAUAAUAAUGGGUGGAUCAUACUAAACUUACAACAAACAGGAUACUACCGUGUAAAAUAUGAUAAAGAUAGCUUAAGUUUCAUUACAAACUAUCUAUGGAAUGAAAACUAUGAGAAGAUUCAUGUUCUUAAUCGAGCUCAACUCAUUGAUGACACAUAUUAUUUCUGGAUGAGAGGAAAAGUUCUAUACAGCCAGUUUGAGAAUCUCGCAAAGUAUUUAGGCCGAGACAAAGAUUACGUAGCAUGGUAUCCUAUGUUCCAAAUUUUUAUAGACCUAUCGUAUUUCUUACCAUUUGCAGACAGCUUAUUUAUAAAGCAAGAUAUGCGCUAUAUAUUGAAAAGGUUGCUCUACACAUUAUCAUACGACGAAAAAGUCGAUGAAGAUGAUCUCACUAAGUGGUUGCGCCAAGAAGCUGUAAAAUGGGCAUGUAUUUUUGGUGAUACAGAAUGUCAGCACAUUGCUACUGAUAGAUUGAAGGAACACCUAGAAGAUCCCACAAAUCGCAAACUUUCGCUGGAAUGGAAAGAAUGGACGUAUUGUAAAGGUGCGAUGAAAGCGGAUGAGAGUGUUUUGCAGAAAUUGGAAGAAUUACACAUAAGUGAUUCUAAAGAUUUUAAUUAUAUUUCAUGCGCUGAAAAACCCCAUCUUGCUAUCGACAUUUUCUAUGAGUCAGCUGUUAUCAAGAAAGACAGAUAUAUCACUUUUUCCUCUUAUGUCAUCUUUGUUGAUUAUGCAGUGAAACAUAUAAACAACAUGACAGAAAUUAUGAAGGCGCACAAUGCUUCACGUGUUGAUAAAAUCAAAUUAUUAGUUAUUAUUAUGAAUCACUUAUAUUCUAAAGAGGAAAUUCAACAGGUGGGCAAUCUUAUAGGUUGUAGAUACAAGACAACACAAAUAUGUGAUAAUAUUUACAAUAAACGCUUGCGUCAAGUCGCGUACCAAAAAUCCAGGCUUAUUAAGUUAACAGGUCGAAUUGUUUAAAUGUGUUACUGAGAGAUAAAGCCAUGUGUUUAGGCAAUUAUAUUAUAACUAUUUUAACGUAUAUUUCCUUAUUUAAGUAGGUAGUGUUUCGCAAAUGUAUAUAUUACGAAGUAUUCAAUCUUGUAUUCAAUGUGUUUAAUUUUGAAGUUUAAAUUUAUAUUUUAAUACAUUCUUCUAGUUAGUUUCUAGUGUUUAGUGUAAGUAUAUCAAUAAUAAGAGCGAAGCAGGAUGAACGUGCUUAUAAUUAAUCAAUCAUAGAGUACAAAUUCUCACAAACGUUGAAGAUGGUCUAAUAAUGAGAUCAAUUGCGUUCUUUUUUAUCACACUGAAGAUGGUCUAAUAAUGAGACCGAAACGUUCGUGAGAAUUUGUACUCUAUGAUUGAUUAAUUAUAAGCACGUUCAUCCUGCUUCGCUCUUAUUAUUGAUAUACUUACACAUAAGUUAUAGAGCUAUUUGUGACACUAGUGUUUAGUAUUAAUAAUUAAUGUUAUUAUUAUUAUAUUGUGUCUGUUAUAUCUUAUCUUAUGUUUGCUUUUUCUAAUUGUACAUUUAUAUUGCACAUUUUGUUCCUCUUAUGUGCAGUGUUCUAAUAAAGUGAGUCACUAAAAUAAUUAUAUAAUG
Molecule: messenger RNA, 2374 nt
Organism: Ooceraea biroi (clonal raider ant)
Lineage: Eukaryota; Metazoa; Arthropoda; Insecta; Hymenoptera; Formicidae
Product: aminopeptidase N
Biological process (GO): proteolysis; peptide catabolic process
Cellular component (GO): membrane; cytoplasm
Molecular function (GO): zinc ion binding; peptide binding; metalloaminopeptidase activity
Source: RefSeq, a predicted model, not a curated record